GUGUUCUUUAUCUAGAUUGAGUGUGUGACUUGUGUGAUACUAACCAUUGGCAUCAAGAGUUAGGAGAUAUUCACUGUGAAGAUAGAAAGUUAAGAGCUAGGAGGGAAAGACUCCAUUGGACCAGAGAACUUUCAUCUGAGCUUUAAAAGAGCCAAAUCCCAAGACAUCCCUGUUCAUUUCUUGACCAUGAAAAGUUCUGGAAUUUCUUUCAAACCAAAGUCUCCAGUUGGGAAAAACUCCAUUGGAACGAAGGAUUUUCGUCUGAGCUUUAAAAUGAGGGCCUUCAAUGAGUUGGAGGGCAUCCAAAGUUUUGUUGGGCCAACACCACUGAAUACUAAACAAACUAAACAGCCUAUCCCAACAACUAGCAGCGAAUGGGCACAAAAAGAAGAUAUGCAUCAACGAUUUCCCACUGUUUUGACAAAGAACACACCAAUUGGGAGAAAGGAUGGAAUUUUGAAGAAUUCUUUGGAUUCUGAAACGAGUAUUCAGCCUCUCAAAAGAGAAGAUUCUGAAGAAAACCUUGACCUUUUUGGGGCACGUAGCUUGCCUAUAAUGUUUGAUUUCUGGUUAUUCAAAACUGCCUGCUUCACAAUAAGCUUAGGAGAGAAAUAUUUGAUGAGGAAGAGCCAUCAUUUUCCAGCAGCCACACUUUCAAAUCUUCCUUACUAUUCGGAUGAGUUUGCUAGCUUGCCAGCUAUAAUUCCAGAAGGUCCAAUUGCUAUAUUUGGAUUGGGAGGGGGGACUACUGCCCAUUUGAUGCUUGCUUCAUGGCCCUCGUUGCAGCUUGAAGGUUGGGAGAUUGAUGGAAUCCUAAUUGAUAAAGCAAGAGACUUUUUCGGGCUAUCUGAUCUUGAGAAGCAUUCUGAUGAUGGUGGGAUACUUAACAUUCACAUCGGGGAUGCCCUUGAUCCAUCGGCCAGAAUCUCUGGGGGUUAUGCUGGAAUUGUUAUUGACUUGUUUUCUGAUGGAGAUAUUUUGCCUCAGUUGCAACAGGUUGGCAAGUGGUUGGAAUUGAAAGACAGACUGAUGGUUGGUGGUCGGCUCAUGAUUAACUGUGGAGGGAAUGUAGUCAAAGUCACUGACAAUGGUAUCUGUAGUGAAGUAUCCUCAACCGAUUCCUUCCUGCCACGCAAUUCGGUGAUUCAGGCUCUUUCCGAAGCAUUUCCUAAACAGUUGUGUUGGAAAAAACUGCCCAAAGAGAAGGGUGAGAAUUAUGUUGCUCUGACUGGACCAUUUCCAGAAUUGGAGUCCUGGUCCGCUGUUGUUCCGGAGCCUUUAAGAGCGAGUGUGAAGGAGUGGAGGCCCUAUGAGCGCCUCUGAUGAUCUACAACCCGCUCUUUGAUUUGAUGGACGAAAUUGGAGUGGAGGCCCUACUAGCUAAUGUUCUUAAUUGUUGAGUUACUGUUUCUUAUAUUAUGUUUGUAGAAGUGAUAAGAGCAAAAUCAUGGGGGAAGUCCAAAUCCUGACCCCUCCACUGGUCAAUGCUUUGCAUUGCAUGUGCUUAGAAUGCACAAUUCAAGGCCUCCGUUGCCUCAAUCCAUUGGGUUCAGACUCGAAGGGAUUCCCACGCAAUCACUUUCUGCUCCGGGUCAAAACGCCACGUACACCAUUAAUACUUAAUCACCCUUCCCUUCCUUAUAAAGAAAAAACACCUUUCUAGUUUGUCCUUUAGUGGCCGAAACCAAAAAGGAUAUAUAAAUAUUCACUUUUAUCAGGGUAACGUGGCAGAGACGGUGGUUAAUGGUUCUAAUUUUGUUUAAAUUGUGCAUGAAAUGUGCUGGUUUAGUGGACCUACCUUCUACUAUGACAGUGUAUGGAACUACUACCUUCAA
This is a messenger RNA of Cucurbita pepo subsp. pepo (vegetable marrow), 1835 nucleotides long. Lineage: Eukaryota; Viridiplantae; Streptophyta; Magnoliopsida; Cucurbitales; Cucurbitaceae. The record is from RefSeq and is a predicted model, not a curated record.